AUGAAACUCUUGCCCGCUGUCUCUCUCGGUGCUUGGGGUGUUGCGUCUGUGUCGGCAACUUGUCUUCUCGAUCUGGGUUAUGCGAGAUACUCGGGCCAUGAAAACACAACAACGGGGUGCGCGUCUAUACUUUCAUUCCUGAACCUUCAUCUAAAAUCGAUAACAUGUAGAAUUUGCGUCUAUUACGGCGUUCAUCACUCACAGGCUCCCGUCGGCGCCCUUCGUUGGGAGGCUCCAUUGCCCAUUGAGGCAAACAAUAACUUCCUGAGCAUGGGUGUAAUCAAUGCGGCGACCGUCGGCCCAACUUGCAUUCAAGGCAUUCCGUACUGGAGCAAUUCUACGCCAGGAAACCCGACUAGUCAAGAGGAUUGUCUGCGUGCAGAUGUCUACAUGCCGAUCAGGCCGACCUCGGGAUCUCUCCCGAUCUUGGUCCAGGUCCAUGGCGGAGGCUAUACCGAAGGCUCCUCCAUGUCAGAACCGGGCGACGCGAUCAUGUAUGCCGCAAAUGGGUCGCUAGUUUAUGUCUCCAUCCAAUACCGCCUUGGCGGCUUCGGAUACCUUAACAGCGUUGAAGUUCGUCAGAAUGGAUCACCGAACGUCGGCCUUCUCGAUCAACGUGCUGCUAUGCAAUGGACCCAGCGUUAUGCCCGAUACUUUGGCGGCGAUCCAAGCCAGAUUACAAUUAUUGGUGGGAGCGCUGGAGGGGGUUCUGUUAUGAAUCAGAUGAUCUUGUAUGGCGGUGUCACAAGCCCUCCCUUCCGUGCCGCGAUUGCCGCAGAGUAUCCCUGGUGGCAGCCUUACAAAAACGACUCUGCCCUUGAAACGCAAUAUCGACAGCUUCUGACGGCCACGGGUUGCAGCGAUCUAGCUUGCCUUCGUGCAUUGGACGAGACUUCUUUGGCUACCGCGUCUCAGGAAGUCUAUGUCCAGGCAUAUGCAGCAGGGUCCUAUGGUUACGGUGACUUCUACUUCGGACCCGCCGUUGACGGAGAAAUCAUUCGUGACCUUCCAUCGAAUGAGUUCAAGCAGGGACAUUUUACUAAAGUACCGCUCCUUGUCAACCGAGAUGGUUAUGAAGGUGUCAUUUUCUCCAACCUAAGUGUCACGACCAUGGAGGAGGAACUUGAAGACAUGCUCAAUUUGUUCCCUUACGCUGGACAAUCCUUCAUCAACCGACUCUACGAAUUAUACCCGCUGAGCGCGUACAAUUCGACCUUUUACCAUCGCGCUCAAGUCUUCGAUAUUCUCCGUGCUGUCUGUCUUCUCUUCUUCGCAUUCAACAGUACGUUCUACCACCGUGCGCAGUUGUUCGGUGACGCAGUAGUCGAAUGUCCUACGUACUGGCUCUCUUCUGCCGUCUCGGACGCGGGGCUGCCGGUGUACAAGGUGCUGUUCUACGCUGGGAGUGAGGUGCACGGCGCCACGAGCCCGUACCUGUAUUUCGAGAACAACGACGGGACAUACAUGGCGAACGAUACCAUUGGGGCAUAUAUGAAAGACUGGAUGGUGAGUUUCACAACUCACCUGGACCCGAACGCGGUGAGCUACUCUGGGCUGGACAAGCCGUAUUGGCCUGUGUGGUCGGAUCAGAGCACGGGGUUGGGAUGGAACGCGAUGGAUGUGAAUUUCACGGAGAUUGGCGUGGUGAGGGACUAUGAUGUGAGCGAGAGGUGUGAUUGGUUCCAUAGUCAGAAUGCUGUGAUUAGGAAUUAG
This is a messenger RNA of Dacryopinax primogenitus, 1713 nucleotides long. RefSeq names its product alpha/beta-hydrolase. Lineage: Eukaryota; Fungi; Basidiomycota; Dacrymycetes; Dacrymycetales; Dacrymycetaceae. The transcript is spliced from 8 exons. The record is from RefSeq and is a predicted model, not a curated record. The coding region runs from base 1 to 1713 and encodes 570 amino acids.